CACACAGAACACUACCCAAUUUUCUAUUACACUCUCACAGUACCUCUCCUCUCCAAGCUGCAACCAUGACUACAAUGGCCCUCUCAUCUCCCACAUUGUCUGGUAAGGCCCUAAAACUCUCCCCUGCCGCCUCCGAACUCCUCGGUGAAGGUCGCAUCACCAUGCGAAAGACCGCUGCCAAGCCCAAGCCUGUCUCUUCAGCUGGUAGCCCAUGGUACGGCCCAGACCGAGUGAAGUACUUGGGUCCCUUCUCUGGUGAGCCACCAUCCUAUCUAACCGGUGAAUUCCCCGGUGACUACGGUUGGGACACCGCCGGUCUCUCUGCCGACCCCGAGACGUUCGCCAAGAACCGCGAGCUCGAAGUCAUCCACUGCCGGUGGGCCAUGCUCGGCGCACUUGGGUGUGUCUUCCCUGAGUUACUCUCUCGCAAUGGUGUUAAGUUCGGCGAGGCUGUAUGGUUCAAGGCCGGUGCCCAGAUUUUUAGUGAGGGUGGUCUAGACUACUUGGGUAACCCCAGCUUGGUGCAUGCCCAAAGCAUUUUAGCCAUAUGGGCUACUCAAGUCAUUUUGAUGGGCGCCGUAGAGGGCUACCGUAUUGCGGGUGGGCCGCUUGGGGAAGUGACUGAUCCACUCUACCCAGGUGGAAGCUUUGAUCCAUUGGGACUGGCUGAUGAUCCAGAGGCAUUUUCAGAAUUGAAGGUGAAGGAGAUAAAGAAUGGGAGAUUGGCCAUGUUUUCAAUGUUCGGUUUCUUCGUUCAGGCGAUCGUGACUGGCAAGGGUCCGUUGGAGAACUUGGCGGACCACCUCGCCGAUCCUGUGAACAACAAUGCAUGGGCUUAUGCCACCAACUUUGUGCCAGGGAAAUAAGAGAAGAACAUUGUCUGCUCCUUGCAUUUCUAAGUGGUGUGAGUGUGUUUGUGUGGAUUGAAAAUGUAAAUUUGAAAAGGCGAUUGAUUUGGGAAAUGUCAGUUUAGAGCA
Molecule: messenger RNA, 977 nt
Organism: Magnolia sinica
Lineage: Eukaryota; Viridiplantae; Streptophyta; Magnoliopsida; Magnoliales; Magnoliaceae
Product: chlorophyll a-b binding protein of LHCII type 1-like
Exons: 1
Coding region: 66-866 (266 amino acids)
Biological process (GO): photosynthesis, light harvesting in photosystem I; response to light stimulus
Cellular component (GO): plastoglobule; chloroplast thylakoid membrane; chloroplast envelope
Source: RefSeq, a predicted model, not a curated record